CCUAAUUUCCAGACGCUAUGGCGGAUUGAUCAAGCGAGCAGCGCCACAGAGGCGAUUGCUAGGGUAUGGCUUGCUUGCAACCGGCGUGCUGGCUCAAGCCAUGCGUUUCCUCGACUAGUGCAAGCGCCAUUUCUUCCUUGGCGUCUUGGCCGGAUCACAAUCGGGCAAAGCAGGCGUGGAGCUCGUCCAGGGCUUUUUCUGCAAUAGGGCUAUGGCGGAGCGGGAGGAAGCAUUCUAGCUGCGCCGCGGCUACCUCAUCGGCAUCGUCUGGCGAUGAAUUAACUUCUUCCUCUGCUUCGUCCGCUGGCAAUCGAUCUCUUUCCAAGACUAGGAGAGAUAUGUUGCUGGAGUAUGUGCAAAAUGUCCAGCCCGAGUUCAUGGAACUCUUCAUCCAAAAAGCUCCUCAACAGGUGGUCGAGGCUAUGCGAAAGACAGUGACGAACAUGCUUGGAACGCUUCCUCCACAGUUUUUCGAGAUAACUAUCACUACGGUGGCUGAGAAUCUUGCUCAGCUCAUGUAUAGCGUCCUAAUGACAGGAUAUAUGUUUAGAAAUGCGCAAUACCGUCUCGAGUUGCAACAAAGUCUAGAACAGGCGGCACUUCCGGCCCCCAAAGACGAGAAGUUUGGUCCCGAAUUCGAGAGUAAGGUACAAAAGUCGCAAGUCCAGGGGAGCGUCUUGAAGUGGCACAAAGAAGAUGGCCCGGUGGCUAUGGACGCCGUGGAAUACAUCGAGUUCUUAGAGUCGGAGGUGGAAAAGCUUCAGCAGCAACUAGAGCGAGGCAAGGUGUCUGGCCAGAACGAGCUUCUCGACUACUUGAAAAACCUGGAGCCCAAAAACUUACAGUUUUUGAGUUCGCAGGAGCUGACAACUAGCGCCGGGGAGGACGCAGUGGAAGCCAUGAACACAUUCGUGCAACGCUUGAUAAGAAUCUCGGACGCUGCAAUGCUAAAGAGAACUGCGACCGAGACGAGCGCGAAAGAACUGGCGAGAUUGUUAUACUGGCUCAUGGUGGUGGGAUACAGCAUCCGGAACAUCGAAGUUCGCUACGACAUGGAACGGAUACUCGGAAUUCCUGCCAAGCAUCCGGAGCUCCCUCCGGGGGAGACGAUGUGAUGCACAGUUUUGUUUGAGCAAAGGAAAGAAUAGAGAUACUACACAAAGAUUGCCCGA
Molecule: messenger RNA, 1172 nt
Organism: Selaginella moellendorffii
Lineage: Eukaryota; Viridiplantae; Streptophyta; Lycopodiopsida; Selaginellales; Selaginellaceae
Exons: 7
Coding region: 66-1115 (349 amino acids)
Source: RefSeq, a predicted model, not a curated record